AUCGUUACUCAGGGACACAGAAUUGUUACUGAGGGACACAGAAUCGUUACUCAGGGACACAGAAUUGUUACUCAGGGACACAGAAUUGUUACUGAGGGACACAGAAUCGUUACUCAGGGACACAGAAUCGUUACUCAGGGACACAGAAUCGUUACUCAGGGACACAGAAUCGUUACUCAGGGACACAGAAUCGUUACUGAGGGACACAGAAUCGUUACUCAGGGACACAGAAUCGUUACUCAGGGACACAGAAUCGUUACUCAGGGACACAGAAUCGUUACUGAGGGACACAGAAUCGUUACUGAGGGACACAGAAAUGUUACUCAGGGACACAGAAUCGUUACUCAGGGACACAGAAUCGUUACUCAGGGACACAGAAUCGUUGAAUUAAAGAGUAUGUCAGACAACACGCAGAGGAGUGGCAGAGGAGGCAAUGUUUCAGGA
Molecule: messenger RNA, 444 nt
Organism: Staurois parvus
Lineage: Eukaryota; Metazoa; Chordata; Amphibia; Anura; Ranidae
Source: the annotation of a GenBank genome assembly